AUGGUAGACAGGAAAAAUAGAGAUGCCUCAGAAUUUCGCGAAAUUGCUCUAAACAGAGGCCGAAAUGAUAACGCCAACAUAUUCCCAAACAAUUUCAUCACAACAGCCAAAUAUACUACUAUAACCCUAAUUCCAAAAAAUCUUUUCGAACAAUUUCAUAGAGUAGCAAACAUAUGGUUUUUAAUUGUUUCAAUUUUUCAAAUUUUACCCCUCAAUCUAUCUCCAACAUCUUCUUGGGCCACAAUAGCUCCUCUUUCACUUGUUCUUACUGUUACACUAAUUAAAGAUGCGUAUCAAGACUACAGAAGAAGAAAAAGUGAUAAAGAGCUAAAUAACAGAGAGGUAAAAAUUUGAAAAGAAGAAAUAGGCACUUUUGAGACAGUCAAAUGAAUGCAGCUACAAGUUGGAAGCUUAGUUCUGCUUGAGAGCGACUCAGCAAUUCCAGCUGAUCUAGUCAUUUUUGCCACUUCUCAUGAAGAACAUAUAUGCUAUAUUGAGACAUCAAAUUUGGACGGAGAAACCAAUUUGAAGAUAAGAAAUUCAUUGCCUGAGACGUCUGCAAUUUUUGAAGGGGAACUUGAAUCAGCAAUGAAGAUGAUAUAUAAACUUGAUAGCAGCAAACUAAAAAGUGAACACCCUAAUAACCGCUUAUAUUCGUUUGAAGGGAGUCUCAUAUUAAAAGGACACCCAAAGGCUGUUCCGAUUGAUAAUGGGAAUAUUUUACUUAGGGGCAGUACUGUCAAAAAUACAAAUUGGGUGUUAGGCUGUGCAAUAUUUACAGGGAUCGAUACUAAGCUGAUGAUGAACUCGAAAAUGCCUCCUCACAAAAGAAGCAAUGUAGAAAGGAGGGUCAAUAGAUAUUUGAGCAUUGUCUUUACAAUUUUAUUAGUGAUUUCUUUGCUUUCAGCAACCAUUUCAGUUGUAUAUAACUAUCAGAAUCCAGACGCAGUGGAGUAUUUUACAGGAGACAACAAUUCUGCGAUGUCAGUCCUCAAUUUUAUUACCUUUUUAAUCCUAUACAACAGCUUGGUUCCAAUUUCCCUGUAUGUGACUAUGGAUAUUGUGAGGGUUAUACAAGCGAAGUUUAUACAGUGGGAUUUAAGGAUGUACUAUGAGCCAAUUGAUAGGCCAGCUAUAGCUAAAACUGGCGACCUCAACGAAGAUUUAGGACAAAUUGAGUAUAUUUUCUCAGACAAAACAGGCACACUAACUGAAAACCAAAUGGAAUUUAAAAUGUGCUCAAUCAAAGGCAAAAUCUAUGGCUCAAUGGAAACUGAGGGUAACACUGAUAGAGCUGAAAUUUCAAUUAACCCUCAUCCGCAAUUCAAAUUUUACGAUUCUUCACUCCUGAGUGACUUAAGGGGUCCAAGAAAAAGAGAAGUCAGCGAGUUUCUUGAACUUUUGUCUACAUGCCACACUGUUAUUCCUGAUAAAGGUAAACAAGGAGAACUCAUAUAUCAAGCAGCGUCUCCUGACGAAGAAGCUCUUGUUAUAGCAGCUCACGCUUUAGGAUAUUCUUUUACUAAAUCAAAACCAGGAUACAUAGCAGUUAGAGUAAACGAUGAAACAUUUGAAUAUAAAGUGGUCGGGGUCAAUGAAUUUAAUUCGACUAGAAAAAGAAUGUCAGUGGUUCUUGAGUCGUUGACUGAGCCAUCAAGACCUCCUAUUUUAUACUGCAAAGGGGCUGAUAAUAUUAUCUUAGAAAGAGUUAAUGCUUCUGAAGCUGAAAAAAGUGAGUUAAAUAAGCAGCUAUAUGAUUACUCAGUACAAGGGCUUAGAACACUUGUAUUGGCAAAAAGAGAGCUCACAAGGGCUGAGUCACAAGAUUUUGAAAGAAAAUGGCAGGCUGCCAAAAAUGCAAUGGCAGAUAGACAAAAAAGAUUAGACGAGGUUGCUGCUGAAAUUGAGGUGAAUAUGGAGCUAAUUGGAGCUACUGCUAUAGAAGACAAAAUCCAAGAAGGGGUCCCAGAAACAAUAGCUGAUUUAAUGGAAGGUGGUGUCAAAGUCUGGGUUCUUACCGGCGAUAAACAAGAAACAGCCAUAAACAUUGGAUAUUCCUGCAAAAUGCUUAAACAAGAUAUGGAAGUUAUCAUCAUUAAUUCUCAUUCCCUUGAAGCAGCCAAACUACAAUUGAAAAAAGCUUUAAUGAAGUAUGUUUACAAAGAAAUCGAGUCAAAUUCUUCAAAUUUGAUCAGAAUCCAAGAAGAUAAUAAUAACAAUGAAAAAGAAAUUGACGUCGACAGUUUGAACCUUGGACUUGUUAUUGAUGGAGAAACCCUUUUGUAUGUGUUUUCUGACCUCCAAGCAAUGAAGCAUUUUGCGAUGCUUUCUUGUCUAUGUCAUGCUGUAAUUUGCUGUAGAGUUUCUCCACUACAGAAAUCAGAAGUUGUCAGGCUUGUGAAGUGCAAUUUUCAGUUUGCGCCGAUUACACUUGCUAUAGGGGAUGGGGCUAAUGAUGUGUCUAUGAUCCAAGAAGCUCAUGUAGGUAUUGGGAUUUGUGGAAAAGAAGGCUUGCAAGCUGUAAAUUCAAGUGAUUAUGCAAUAGCAAGAUUUAAAUACUUGAUCCCUUUGCUGUUUUUGCAUGGGAGAUGGAAUUAUCAGAGAAUCACUAUUGUUAUCUUGUAUUCGUUCUAUAAAAACUUUAUAUUGGUGCUCCCUAUGUUUUAUUUCAGUUUCUUCAAUAUGUACUCAGGAACUGCACUUUAUGAUUCAUGGCUACUUUUAUCAUAUAAUGUUGCAUUGACGUCUUUGCCUAUUGUUAUUGUAGGUUCUGUUGACAAAGAUUUAGAAGCAGAUGAAGUGCUGAUUAACCCUUCUCUGUAUCAGGAUGGGAUAUAGGUGUUUUUCCCUAUAUGGCCCAAUAAGGGCAGUGGGUUCUCCGUGGAAUCCCUCUGCUGGCUGAACCAACCAGUGAAUUGGUCAAACCAACGCACUGAGUUGGUUUGACCAACAGAGGGAUCCCACGGAGAACCCACUGCCCUUAUUGGGCCAUAUAGGGAAAACCCUUAUAUACUCAAAGAUGUUUAAUGCAAAGAUUUUCAUUAAAUGGACAUUUAAAGCAAUUUUUCAAAGCAUCAUUAUUUAUUUCCUUAUCACUAUGAAUUCUUACGAGCUUAUAUCUACUGAUGGAGAUCCAGAAUCCUACAAUUUGAUGGGGACUGUUUGCUUUUAUUCGCCGUCGAAGCCGGCAACACUUGCCCUCGGAGCACCUUGGUGAUCAAAGCAGGUCGUCUCCAGCGAACUUGUAGGUCCGAUGCAACGGAAGGCGAGCGGUAGGCCUGAAGAUGCCGACCCUGUAAUGGACGUAAGCGAUAUAAAUUUUAUGUAAUGUAAUGUUUGCUUUUAUUCAAUAGUGCAGACUGUUACUUUAAUGAUGCUUAUUAAAACUCACAAUUGAAAUUAUUUGUUUUUGAUUGUUUUAUUUUUAAGCCUGGCUGUAUUUUUCCCAUUUGUUCUGUUUUAUGAUUAUACCAAGAUUCCAACUGCUGAGCUAGCUGGAGUCACUAAAAACAUGUUUCGUGAGCUAAUUUGGUUUUUAAGCUGAACUUUGAUUCCUUAUAUUUGCAUUCUUAUAAUCCUCGCAAAAGAUUUUGUUUAUUCACUAUGGUUUCCUUCAGAUAUCGAUCAUAUAAAGUCGAGAAAAAUAGGGAAAGUGCACCCAGAGAUUGCUUAUGAACAGCCAGAUCAAGAAGAAGCUAACUCUCCCCCAUCCUUGAUCGAACGGCUCGCCAUCGUUCGAUCAAGGAUGGGGGUUUAAAAAAAUGUUUUAGGACAAAAAUUUAUCUAUAAAAUAAGAGGGUUAAGAGUAUUUAAUAAUUAUUUUUAUAGCAAAAAAUUGAAUGAACUUCAUAAGAAUACCAAUUUUUAAUAUUUUGAUUUUUUGGUUACUCUUUUAAACUGUAUAAAUUUUAAUUUGUUCAUUAUUAAAUUAAAAAUUUUAAUUUUAAAGAAUCUCUAUUUUUUAGAUUAUUGAGGUUUUAAGCCCAGGUUGAUGACUUAAGCACUUCGGAUGGUUAAUUCCGUAGCUUCCUGUUGUCUCAAAGCCUCUGAAAACAACUUCAUUAGGCAUAUCUUCCCAAGCUUUUGAUAAUUAAUAUAUUUUUAUAUAAAACUUUGCAUGAUAUGAAAAUCGUUCAAUCAAGGAUGGGGGUUUAAAUUUUCCCCAAUUUUUAGGAAUUUUUACAGUCAAUCGUUCGAUCAAGGAUGGGGGAGUAAACAAUUAAUUGUGUCAAGAGCUUCAAAAUAUAAAACAAGACUAUCAGACGUGUUUAAUCCUAAAGGCAUCAAGCUGAAAGCAGUUGAAGAAGAAGCUCCAAAAAAUGAUUAUUCGCUAAAAGCGUUGACACUAAAGUUUUACAAUAUACCUCAAGAAUCCUUAUUAUGAAGUUAGGCUAUUUUCAUGCCUAGUUAAAACAGCUUACGUACUUAUAAAUGUUUUACCUAGACUGAUACACUUAGUCUCAAAAAAGGCUUUCAUUUUAUUUUUAACUUACUAUUAUAUGAUAAUUAUAAAUUUUUAACAUAUAGAAGAAUAUCUAGGGUAUAUAUACCUUGAAAAAAGUUUCAGCAGGUACACAACAGAUAAAAUUAUGAAAUUUAUAAGAAAAAUCUUUAUCCUUUUAUUUAUUUUGAGUUUAAUAUGAACUGUAUACGACAUUGCUCAAGGAUCAACAAAUAGUAUGAUUGCGAUAAGGGCUGGCGUUGUGGUAGUGUUUUUUGGCUUUAUUAUUUUUGUCCAUUCAAAACUGUUUGUAAGAUAUUAUGAGCCAAUUGUGCUUGCUGUUUUGGUUGUUGGACUGGUAAUUAAAGUUGCUCUUGAGUUUAUUAACCAAAAUGAUGGAUCAAUGACAACAGCAUUGGUACCGAUAUUAACCUUUGUGCUAUUUAGUGUAAGCACUUAUAAAGUAUUUUUGAUCAAUAUUUUAUUUUUGCUGAUUUACCUUAUAAGAGUUCUCGCUCAUUACUCAUCAUCUCUAGAUGCAGUUGGCAUGGAAAUAAUUUCUAUGAACUAUAUCGUUCUCUUAGUCGGUAUUACAAUUAUCAGUGCUUUUGUCGGAUACGCUUUAGAAAAAGCAAGAAGGACCAAUUAUAUUCUUCGUAAAAAGCUUGAGCACCAAUUCCAAAAAGGACAGGAAAUCCUAGGAAAUUUAUUGCCUAGAUUUGUAAAAGACAGAGUUAAGCAAGGAGUGAGGUAUAUUGCUGAAGACCAAGGGAUCGUUACCUUAUUGUUCUGCGAUAUCUAUAAUUUUGAUAAAAUUUGUGUGACUCACAGCCCUAAUGAGCUUCUUGAUUUACUUGAUAAAUUCUUUGGAAUUUUGGAUGGACUGUGUGAUAAGCAUGGAGUAACGAAAAUAGAGACUGUUAAUAAAACGUAUUUAGUUUGUGGAGGGCUAAAAGAUAGUGAGGAAAAUCUUUCACAAAAAUUGCUUCAAAAAAAUCAUGCACAAAGGGUAUUGGAAUUGGCUGUGAAUAUUCUUAAAAAAAUAGAGCCUGUAUAGCCCAUACCCUAUGUGGAUUUAUUAUCGAGCAAAAUGUAAUUGACGAUUGAACGAUCAGGGCAGACUAUAUCAAAGGGACGAGCUAGGUCUCUAUAGUAGGAAGGAUUAAAAGUGGCAUGUCAAAAAAAUUUUGACAAGUGUGAAUAUUUUUAUUUAUUUUUAAUAUUCGCAUAAAAUAAUCUAAAUUAUGUCUAAGUACUGAACCAUAAAAUGCGAUGGCAAAAAUUGCAGAAUGAGAUACAGUCAAUUUGAUAUCAUCAAUAAGUGUUCAGCCCAAUUCAAUUGUAACAACAUUAAAAAAAAUAAAAAAGCUAGACUACUUUUUAAAAUUAAAAAAAGACACAAAAUGUGGCCAAAAUUGCAGGAAGUGAUUCAGUAUUUUGACAUUUAAAUUAAGUAUACUGGGAUAUCGCUUAAUAUGCAAAGUGCUCGCCCAAUUCAAUUAUCACAGAAAUCUAGAGAUCCAGCUUGUCCUUUUGAUAGAGUCUAUUUUGGUCUUUCAAAUGUCUAUUGCAUUUUUGCUCGAUAAAGAAAUCUAUAUAGAGGUAUAGGCUAUAUAUACCAUUAAAAAAUAAAUUAGCUUGAGAUAUCAAAAAAUAUGAAUUUAAAAAAGUUCCAUUUUAAUAAUAUUGCAUUAUAUUGUCCUUAAACUUAAUAAUAUAUGGGAUACUUGAAAAAUGGAGACAAAUUCCAAGUCAAAAUGGGAAUCAACAGCGGCCCAAUUAUCGCAGGAGUUGUAGGAGACCACAAGCCUCAAUUUUCUUUAAUCGGUGAUACUAUCAAUACAGCAAGCAGAAUGUGCUCUACCCUAAAAGAGCCUUGUCAAAUCCAAAUAUCAUCAGAUACUUAUGAAUACGUCAAAGGUGAGCCUUACUUAUUUACCCCAAAUAAAGUUGAAGCCAAAGGCAAGGGGAUGCUUGACACCUAUAUAAUAAAAAACCAAGAACCCAAAAAGAAAAACCGCCGAAUCACGACAUUUGAAGAAAUGGUUCCUUCCCAAUUCCAGCAGCAACAACAGCAGCAGCCUCCUCCAGACAAAUCUCUAAACGUAUCAAGUCUUCCUUUAUUACCCUCUGAACAAGAAAACAUCAAUAUAAAAGAAUCAAGCACAGUCUUUGACAUUGAUAAAUUACAAUACGAAAGCUUUGAUGGUGAUGAAGACUACACUGGACUUGCAGGACCUGUACAAUGGCUCACUUGCAGCUUUAAAGAGAUGGCAAUGCAGCACGAGUAUAGAGUUACAACGCUAAAAAGCGAAAUGAAGAAUAUGAAAUGGGGAUUAUGGAUGACGAUUAUUGUGUAUGCGGUGCUGUUGAUGAAUUUUAUUGUCGGAUUUAAAUUGAUGACUAGCUUUGGAACAGGGGUUUUGAUUGGACUAAGGGCUGGAAAUUUAGGUGCAAUGAUUUUACUAGCGUUAGUCUUAAAUAAGGUGUAUGAGAAUAUGAUGUUUCCUUGGGGGGUAAUGGCUAUUUAUGUGGCAGCUAGCUAUAUUAGUACAUUGUCAAUAUCAAGAAUUGGGUCUGAUUUCUUUUAUAUUAUUGUGCUUGAAGAAAUGUAUACAAAUGUAGUUAUCAAUCAUAUUUCAGGGUUGCCAUUUGGACAUAUUUUGAUAGCUUCAUUGUGUAGCAUAAUACAUUGGAUAACAACUGUUAUUUUGAAUCCAGAUGAGUUCUCAAAGUCAAUUGAAGCCACGUUUUUUGUGAUCAUUUUUACCUUUAUUAAUGGUGCAGCUAGCUAUAUGAGAGAAUACAAUAAUAGAAGAAAUUACAAUUUAAGCAGAAUGGCUCAAAGAGAUAUCCAAAACACCGAAAAGCUCCUCAGCCAAAUGAUGCCUCCAUCAGUUGUCAAAAACUUACACAAUAACGUCACAACAACCGAUAAAUAUGCAGACGUUACUAUGAUUUUUGCAGACAUCGUUGGGUUUACUGCAUAUUCUUCUGAUAAAAAGCCUAUAGAAGUUGUUAGCAUGCUUUCCAAGCUUUUUUCAAAUUUUGAUCAUUUAUGCAUGAAAAAUAAUGUUUAUAAAGUCCACACUAUUGGAGAUUGCUAUGUUGUUCUUAGUUUUAGUGACAGUGGGGAUAAUGGCUAUACAAGAAAUAUUGCUAGAGAAGUUACAAAUAUGAUUAAUAUGGCUUUAGAUAUGAUAAAAUGCAUUAAAAGAAUCAAUAGAAGCAAAAAUAUGAGCUUAAAUAUGAGAAUUGGCCUCCACACUGGAGAAGUUACAGCUGGAAUUACAGGGACUAAUAUAGUGAGGUAUGAUAUAUAUGGGCCUGAUGUUGACAUCGCGAAUAAAAUGGAAAGCAAUGGGCAAGCAGGAAAAAUAAAUGUAAGUGAGGUGACAAAAGCACUUUUGGAGACACAUUGCCCAGAUAGGUUUGACUACAUCUUUAAUAAGAUUGUGACUCAUCAGCCUGUAAAUCGAUCGUUGAAUUCAUUUUUUGUAAGAGCAAAGCUAGCUGAUGAUAUUGAAUUUUAA
Blepharisma stoltei is the source of this 7974-nucleotide messenger RNA. NCBI's taxonomy places the organism in Eukaryota, Ciliophora, Heterotrichea, Heterotrichida, Blepharismidae. The record is from the annotation of a GenBank genome assembly.